UGGAAUUCCAUGAACAUGUCAAAACCAGAAAACCACUGAUUGGCAUCCAAAGUGGUUUUGUCUACGCUCUCCUCCUAUUUAUUAUUGCCCCUUUGUCAUCUUCCUCCCCACUCCGGACACAUCUCUCUCUCUCUGAACUCCAUACCAUCCUACCAGUCUGUUAUUCUUUCUCUUCUUCAUCUCUCUCUCUCAUAUCUCACACAGAGACAAACAGAGUCCAUCCUACCAAUCUGUUAUUCUUUCUUUUUUCUUCUCAUCUCUCUCUCUCUCUCUCUCAUAUCUCACACAGAGACAAACAGGGAAGUAGAGCAAAUGAUUCAAGAAUUGCUAAUCGGUGGAGGGGUAGGAGUCGGACUAGGAGGAGGGGGAGGAGUGGCGAGGCCAAUGAUAGAGAAGUGCAUGGUGAUGGGAGAAGAGCGAAAGGCGCCGGACGCAGCUGCCACCGCCGGCGACAUCCAGCAGGUGGGGCUGAAGUGCCCGCGCUGCGACUCGUCCAACACCAAGUUCUGCUACUACAACAACUAUAACCUCACCCAGCCCCGGCACUUCUGCAAGUCCUGCCGCCGCUACUGGACAAAGGGAGGCGCCCUACGCAACGUUCCCAUCGGCGGGGGUUGCCGGAAGAACAAGGCCUCGGGUGGCCGCUCCUCCAAGUCCAAGGCGGAAAGCGCCACCAAUUCCAAGACCUCCAGCACUACUGCCACCACCGCCGCCACCAGCACUGCCGCCAGUAACAGUUGCGUCAUGACUGAUCGCGAGCAGCCCGCGUCUUCCUCCGCGCUCACCGCAACCACAGAGUCGCCAGCCGUAAUGCAACAGACAGCCACAAGCAUCUCCUCCUUUCUGCUGCAGAACUCCCACGUCUUCGAUCCGCAGAGCUAUCUGGGGCUUCUGAAGCCGGCCGGCAACCACAAUUCAUCCAUACUGCCUCAGAGAUCAGUCUCAGAUGUACAUAAUCUAGGGGCCAUGGGUGUGCUCAAUGGAGGCGUAGGGAUAUGGAGGAGCGGAAGCAACCUUAACCACCACCACCACCACAAUCAGAAUCAGCAGUCGUAUUUCCACCACAACCAACUGGGUUUGAUGGGAGACCAAACUGGCAUUGGUAGUUGUGGCGGAAUUCAAGAAUUGUAUCAAAAAAUUCGGGCCGUGAGCGGCAGCUACGUCAACGAGGAGCAUCAGAACGUUCAGCCGGUAAUGAACGCCAACUCAAUCGUCGAACCAACGGCCUUGGCCGUCGGAGAUUUGGGUUACUGGGGUUCAGCACUACCAUGGCCGGAUCUUCACUCCACUGCCGGUGCUUCCUUUCCUUGAUCCUUCUUUUGUUAGAAAAGAAUCACCCUCUCUACUCCUUUAAUGCGUCUUGUGCCUUAGAGAAUGUAGGACAUGGUAGUGAUAUAAUGUUAUGGCGUGCCUCCUCCCUCCUUCUCUCUGUCUCUCAUUUUCUGUUUUUGUCUCUGUCCAGAUAUCCACUAUUUUGAUUGGUCGGUGUGAGAAUGUAACUUGAACAAGUUAUAAUAGAGAAAGAAUUUAAACAGAGUUCUUAUAA
Nymphaea colorata (pocket water lily) is the source of this 1546-nucleotide messenger RNA. Its product is annotated as dof zinc finger protein DOF5.6-like. Bases 313 to 1311 code for a protein of 332 amino acids. The transcript has a single exon. The record is from RefSeq and is a predicted model, not a curated record. Gene Ontology annotation, biological process: regulation of DNA-templated transcription. NCBI's taxonomy places the organism in Eukaryota, Viridiplantae, Streptophyta, Magnoliopsida, Nymphaeales, Nymphaeaceae. Gene Ontology annotation, molecular function: DNA-binding transcription factor activity; DNA binding.